This is a messenger RNA of Equus quagga, 3201 nucleotides long. RefSeq names its product replication initiator 1 (gene REPIN1). The record is from RefSeq and is a predicted model, not a curated record. NCBI's taxonomy places the organism in Eukaryota, Metazoa, Chordata, Mammalia, Perissodactyla, Equidae. The coding region runs from base 254 to 2140 and encodes 628 amino acids. The transcript is spliced from 3 exons.
CCGGCCGCGGCCGGCGGCCCGAGCCCGCGACUGACCCUCGGCAGCUCCUGUAGUCACGUGGCGCUGGGAACCGGCGGGGGGGCUGGGCACGGGCCUGGCAGUGGUGAACUCGAACCUGCUGCUGUCGCGGCGGCGGGUGGCGAGCGCGGCCGCCGGCCCGGCGUUCCGGCCUCAUGGACGCGCCACGCGCCUCCGCGCACCCCGCCGGAGAGGUAAGGCUGGCCUCUCUGCACUCAGAGGUCUGAGCUCUGCCAUGGGGGUAGGGGUGUCUUUACUGCUGCAGUUUUCUCUGACAUCUGGGGGCUACCAGAGUGUGGGCCGAAGCAGGCGCUGCAGCUGCAGAAGUCUCCCCAGGAACGUCCCUGGGAGGAGCUGGAAAUAUCCUCACCUCCAGCUCCACCGUCUCCAGGCAGAGGAAGCACCGAUGCUGGAACGUCGCUGCAGGGGCCCCCUGGCCACGGGCCCUGCCCAGCCCCGACUCCUUUCCGGGCCCUCCCAGGAGUCGCCCCGGACCCUGGAGAAGGAGCCCCGCGGGCUGAGGUCACAAGGCACUUCCGCAGCCCAGUCGGGGAGCCAGGCCCCGGGUAGGGCCCAUCGCUGUGCCCACUGUCGAAGGCACUUCCCGGGCUGGGUGGCGCUGUGGCUUCACGCCCGACGCUGCCAGGCCCGGCUGCCCCUGCCCUGCCCUGAGUGUGGCCGUCGUUUCCGACACGCCCCCUUCUUGGCACUGCACUGCCAGGUCCAUGCUGCUGCCACCCCAGACCUGGGCUUUGCCUGCCACCUCUGCGGGCAGAGCUUCCGGGGCUGGGUGGCCCUGGUUCUGCAUCUGCGGGCCCACUCGGCUGCAAAGCGGCCCAUUGCCUGUUCUGACUGUGAGAGACGCUUCUGGCGGCGAAAGCAGCUUCGAGCUCAUUUGCGGCGGUGCCACCCUCCUGCCCCUGAGGUGCGGCCCUUCAUAUGUGGCAAUUGUGGCCGGAGCUUUGCCCAGUGGGACCAGCUAGUUGCUCACAAGCGGGUUCAUGUAGCCGAGGCCCUGGAGGAGGCAGCAGCCAAGGCUCUGGGGCCUCGGCCCAGGGGCCGCCCCGCGGUGACCGCCCCCCGGCCCGGCGGAGACGCGGUGGACCGCCCCUUCCAGUGUGCCUGCUGUGGCAAGCGCUUCCGGCACAAGCCCAACCUGAUCGCCCACCGCCGAGUGCACACGGGCGAGCGGCCUCACCAGUGCCCCGAAUGUGGCAAGCGCUUCACCAAUAAGCCCUACCUGACCUCACAUCGGCGCAUCCACACCGGCGAGAAGCCCUACCCGUGCACGGAGUGCGGGCGCCGCUUUCGCCACAAACCCAACCUGCUGUCUCACAGCAAGAUCCACAAGCGAUCCGAAGGGUCUACCCAGGGCGCCCCUGGUGCCGGGAGCCCCCAGCUGCCAGCCGGACUCCCGGAGCACUCGUCAGAGCCCACCCGAGAGGCCCCACUGAACCCUGUGCAGGGGCCUGCACCUGAGCCUCCGCUGGAGGCCCCAGGAGAGCCCCCACAGGACCAGGCGGGAACCCCCGCAUCUCUCUACAGCUGCGAGGACUGUGGCAGGAGCUUCCGGCUGGAGCGCUUCCUGCGGGCCCACCAGCGGCAGCACACGGGGGAGCGGCCCUUCACCUGCGCCGAGUGCGGGAAGAACUUCGGCAAGAAAACCCACCUGGUGGCACACUCCCGGGUCCACUCGGGCGAGCGGCCCUUCGCCUGCGAGGAGUGUGGGCGCCGCUUCUCCCAGGGCAGCCACCUGGCGGCCCACCGGCGUGACCACGCCCCCGAGCGGCCGUUCGUCUGCCCGGACUGCGGCAAGGCCUUCCGCCACAAGCCCUACCUGGCCGCCCACCGGCGCAUCCACACCGGCGAGAAGCCCUACGUCUGCCCCGACUGUGGCAAGGCCUUCAGCCAGAAGUCCAACCUCGUGUCCCACCGGCGCAUCCACACGGGCGAGCGCCCCUACGCCUGCCCCGACUGCGACCGGAGCUUCAGCCAGAAGUCCAACCUCAUCACCCACCGCAAGAGCCACAUCCGGGACGGCGCCUUCUGCUGCGCCAUCUGCGGCCAGACCUUUGACGACGAGGAGAAGCUCCUGGCCCAUCAGAAGAAGCAUGAUGUCUGAGAGAGCAGGGGCGUCAUUUCCCCGGGAGCGUUGCAGUGGGCCAUGGCGCCUGUGUUGCUGCUGGUGUAGGCGAGGGAUCGGAGGGAGGCGGGGUGUGAGCUGGGCCCUGUUAGAGGGAGGUCAAGCCCGCCCAGGCGGCCAGGGAACCCACUUGCAGAGCGCAGGGACCCCGGCCUCCAGCUCUUGUUUGUUUGCUAAGGUUCGGUCCUCACUGUCCUGUGCCCUGGAAAAGUAGCAAUAGCAGCUCUACCCUCCCUGUCCCUUAGAGCCUUCCAGCUGGAGGGGCUGCCAGUGGACAGGAAGACUCUUCUCCUCUGGUGUUAAUGCCUUAAUGUCCCAGUCUUUCAUUAUGAGUUCCUUCACCUCCUUCCUGGAUGUAGGUGUGGUACAGCCCUUAGUAAAUGAGCGCUCCGCAGGAAAAGUGGACCAGGUGGCUACCCUGGGAGAACCUGCUGGCCUUGUUAGGCAGCACCUGGGCCUUUUCCAGCACUGGGAGGCGAGGCCAAGCUGCUCUAACCUGUCCCACCCUGUCCCCUCCCCUGCCCCUGCACUGGCCCCCAGACUUGGAGACACCUGUCUAUUGUUAGCACUCAGCUCAUCCCUUUCCUCCGAGAAGGUCAACCCCCAGGUGUCUCCCCGGUGGUCUGACUUGCUUUGUCCAGCACCCUCUCGCGCUUAGAGCACCCCCUGGCUGUGGGUAGGCCUGUGUCCAGGCUUUGAUCCAGCCCUCCUCACUCCUUCCAGAAGUAACACGGGUGGGAAGGACGGCCCCACCGAAAGUGGAGGGUCGGCUGAUGGGAGUAGGGGUGUUUCCUCUUCAGCAUUUCUAGCCUGUGGAUGCCCAGCCUCUGCUUGAACACUUAGGUGACAGGGAAUCCCCACCCCCUGAGGCCCUGGUUCUACUGUAGGAUAAUUCUAAUUGUUAGAAAUUCUUCCUUAAAAUGAGUGAAAUCUGCUUUCCUAUAAUUUCUACCUACUGGGCCUUGUUCUGUUCUCUGGAACGAAACAGAACAACCACUUACCCUCCUUUUCAAACUAGAGAAUAAAGAUUUGGUUUUAGA